AUGGCAGAGCGCUUGUCUCUCACACUCAACAACACCACCACCACCAUGGCUUCCUCUCUUUGCUCUCAAAUCUCCGCUUCUCGUCUCCUCUGCUUCUCCUCCUCCUCCGGAUCCAAACUCUCUUUACCCUCGUCAUCUUUCUCGUUCGCCAGAUCUCUCGUCUCUUCUCCGCUUCUCUCUCAGAAGAGAUGUCAAGCUGCGUUGGUGAAUCGGAGCUUCAGCUCGGCUUCAACCACCCAUUGUACAUCAGCUACGGAUCCUGAACAGUUGAAUAGUGCUAGAGAAGACAUCAAAGAGCUCCUCAACACCAAAUUUUGCCAUCCAAUUCUGGUCCGUUUGGGAUGGCAUGAUGCUGGCACCUACAACAAGAACAUCUCGGAAUGGCCUCAGAGAGGUGGAGCUAAUGGUAGUCUCAGAUACGAGAUUGAGCUCAAGCAUGCUGCUAAUGCUGGUCUUGUAAAUGCUUUAAACCUGAUUCAGCACAUCAAAGACAGGUACUCUGGGAUCUCCUACGCUGACCUUUUCCAACUGGCCAGUGCUACUGCUAUUGAGGAAGCUGGAGGACCUAAAAUACCCAUGAAAUAUGGACGCGUUGAUACCUCUGGUCCUCAUCAAUGUCCUGAAGAAGGAAGGCUUCCUGACGCUGGUCCUCCUUCACCCGCUAGUCAUCUCAGAGAAGUCUUCUACAGAAUGGGUUUAGAUGAUAAGGACAUAGUUGCAUUAUCUGGUGCACAUACCUUAGGAAGAUCUAGGCCAGAACGUAGUGGUUGGGGGAAGCCAGAAACAAAGUACACGAAAGAGGGACCGGGAGCACCAGGAGGACAGUCAUGGACACCAGAGUGGUUGAAGUUUGACAAUUCUUACUUCACAGAGAUCAAGGAAAAGAGAGAUGAAGAUCUCCUUGUCCUGCCCACUGAUGCUGCCAUCUUUGAAGAUUCUUCUUUCAAGGUCUAUGCUGAGAAGUACGCUGCAGAUCAGGAUGCUUUCUUCAACGAUUACGCUGAAUCCCAUGCGAAACUCAGCAAUCUUGGAGCAAAAUUUAACCCUCCUGAGGGUAUCAUUAUCUAGUCGGCAUCUAAUUUACUCUGUCGAGGUUACUUACGUGAUUUUAGAAAAAUAAUAUUGACAAAGAAGAAAAGGAACAUUUGUCGAGGGAACUUUCCUUCUUAGUUUUGCAGAUAUCUUUUGGACAAUGUUUCUGCACAAGUAUUUGGUUUAUUUUCUUUUUCCUCAACAAUUGGUCGUUCGUGUCAUGGUUGAACUGUCGUAGUUGUUUUUUGAAAUAACUCGUAAAUUGGAACACUUUUAAGUUGCCAAUUAUGUAUGAGAAAAUUCCAUAAAAAUAUCCUAUUUAAAUUUUCUUAAGCUAUUUAAUAUCUAAAUUUUUUUGUUAUCCAUUUCUAUCUCAACUAAUUAUUUUGUUCUUUUUUUUAACUGUGAACUUUGGUUUAUUUUAAUUAAUAUACGAAUAAGUUUCAAACGAAGUAAAAAAUCCUUGCAAAAUUAAUUAACGUAAGUGGAAAGUAUGAGGAAAAAGAAGAUUCGUUCUACAGAGGUGAAAAAGUUUUUUAAUUGUGGUCACUUAGCAAAUUUUGUUGUAAAUUUCUUGUAAACAAUAUGUUAACACCUUGUAAUGUUCUAGUAAAAUUUUUCCUUGUAAAACUGUACA
Eruca vesicaria subsp. sativa (arugula) is the source of this 1669-nucleotide messenger RNA. The record is from the annotation of a GenBank genome assembly. NCBI's taxonomy places the organism in Eukaryota, Viridiplantae, Streptophyta, Magnoliopsida, Brassicales, Brassicaceae.